Trichomonas vaginalis G3 is the source of this 1734-nucleotide messenger RNA. RefSeq names its product protein ubiquitination. The transcript has a single exon. The record is from RefSeq and is a predicted model, not a curated record. The coding region runs from base 1 to 1734 and encodes 577 amino acids. Lineage: Eukaryota; Parabasalia; Trichomonadida; Trichomonadidae.
AUGGAUUUUCAGCAGGUCGGCACUGACCCAAUAUCAUUCAACACAAGUAUCACACGCGUUAAUGCAAGGCCUCUGAUUCAUACAUCUAGAAAAAUCCAAAGAAUUUUCAGUAUUAAAGCAGAUGAAAAAGAUGAAGUCGAAAUGAACAUUGAUUGCCCAUUUCCAGAAGAAGUGUUUCAGUUGUUUGCACUGAUGUCAGCUCAAGACAGACCAGAAUUUAAGAUACAUAAUGUUUUUAAAAUUUUAUGCGUUGCAGAUUACUUUGAAAACUAUGAACUCAAGCAAAAAGCAAUGGAAUUCGCCAGAAAACAAGUUGAACCUCAAUACUGCGUUGAAAUUUUCAAUCAUUACGUUAAAAUUAACUGGAGAUGGCUAGAACCAUUUUAUGAAUUGUUCGCACUUGACAUUACAAAGUACAUUGAAAGAGAAGACUUUGCACUGAUAGAUAUUAAUCAUUUAGUUAGAAUUCUCCAUAGAAAUGAAAUUCAACAAUUGCCUCCAGAAACAAUCACUAGAUUUGCAAUAGCAGAAAUAGAAAGGUACAAACGUCCUGAUGCCGUCAAAAUGAUUAACUUUACAACACUUGAUGAACGAAAUAUCAGAAAAAUUUCAGAACUUUUACAGAACCAUGGCUUCAAAGGUCAUGCAUACAUGGUAUAUUCCAUCCUUAAGAUGAGAAAAUCAUAUCCUACUGACAAUAUUCCUACACAGCUCUUACUUAAGUGCCCAUUCAAAGGUAAUUACUUUAAUGGUAUUUUUUCAAGCCUCAAAGAGACCACGAAGUCUAAAAAUCUUAUUCUUGAUGGAAUUAUUUCAUUUAAUUCGAGUUCAAAUGAUCCAUUGUCAAUUGUCGUUCCUUUAGCACAAAGAAAGUGGUGUUCAUCGGAUAGAAAAGAAUGUAGUAUCAUGUUCAACCUCCAGAAGUGUCGUGCUGUCGUUACUGGUUAUCGUAUCAGAUCAUCUUAUGACAGAUUCCCUCUUGGCUGGAAAGUUGAAGGCUCUACGGAUGGUGGAGAUAGUUGGUAUUUGAUUGACGCUAAGAAAGACUGUUAUGAUAUCGCAGAACCAAAUAAAACUAAAAUUUAUAACAUUGAUGCUUCAUAUAUUGAAGAAUUCAAUGUUAUAAGGAUCACACAAACCCAACCUAAUAUCGAAGGUACCAACGUUUUUGCUUUAAACCAUUUCGAUAUUUACGGUACAUUAAUAACAGGAACAGAAUCCGAAACUUUUGGUAUUAAUGAAGACAUGGUAUAUAAUAAUGCUAUAUUAUCUUCUUUAAAUGAGCGAAACAUGCUUUUGGCGACAUCAUCUGCAAAUUCUCCACAUUUACUCUUAGAAUACUAUAGAUUUGAACCUUGGCAAUCCAUGGAAGAAGAUGAAAAUCCAGCUCUUACAUUUGAUUUCAAGUCUCAUAGAGUAAAUUUAAUCGGUUACCUUUUGAGAACUUCAAAUCUCCCUGCGAACGGUGGAAAUCCAAUAUCAUGGGAUUUCCUUGUUGGAGAUACUCUUGAAACAAUGAGAGUUGUCCAUUCUGUUAGAGAUAAUUAUAAUCUUGACUCUCCUUACUUCUUCAUGUAUUUCUCAAUUGCCAAUCCAAUCAAUAGAUACUUUAGAUAUGUCCAAUUUAAGAUGAUUGGUCCAAAUUCAAUUGGAACAAACAUGUUAACUCUCGAUGCAAUAGAAUUCUACGGAGACCUCUUAACUUCAAUGGGUGAAGAGAGAUGUAUGAAAUAA